Molecule: messenger RNA, 975 nt
Organism: Diatraea saccharalis (sugarcane borer)
Lineage: Eukaryota; Metazoa; Arthropoda; Insecta; Lepidoptera; Crambidae
Source: the annotation of a GenBank genome assembly
AUGCCAACCAAAUCGUGCCCCAAGCGAAAAUUGACUCCAAAAAAGUUACUUGUAAGCGUUUGGUGGACUAGUGCCGGCGUCGUUCAUUACAGUUUUCUUAAAUCUGGCCAGACGAUUACGACAGACGUCUAUUAUCAGCAAUUGCAAACCAUGCUGGAAAAACUAGCUGUUAAACUACCGACGCUGGUCAAUCGCUCUACGCCACUGCUACUUCACGACAACGCUAGACCACACACUGCACAACAGACGGCUACCAAAUUAGAAGAUCUUCAAUUGGAAUAUCUAAGACAUCCACCAUACUCCCCGGACCUUGCUCCAACAGAUAACCAUUUUUUUCGAAAUUUGGAUAACUUCUUGCAAGGGAAAAAAUUCAACUCCGAUGGGGCAGUGCAAAUCGCCUUCAAAGAUUUUAUUGAUUCCCGUCCGAAUGAUUUUUUUUAUGUUCAUUUCCGUGAUUUGACGGUGUACGUCGGUAUGCAUGAUCGAUUGGAGAAUUCUUUUAUAACUCUGCGAGUUGUGAACGGAAUAAAACAUCCGCAAUUCACUUCAAACGCUGUGCGGGAUAUCAACGACAUCGCGGUUCUCACUCUAAACAAGAAACUCAAGUUUACAGAAAAAGUUCGCCCAAUCUGCUUACCUAAUCAAGUUAUGGACUUUAAAAAUGUACCACUUACGGUGGCUGGUUGGGGGAAGACGAGGCAAGGUGCACUGACGUCAUCCAGAUAUUUACUAGAGACUAAAGUUCAAAUCGUGGAUUCAGAUAAAUGUCGGAAGUCAUCAAUAUACAGGGAUAACCUCGUCCCCGACACAAUGAUGUGCGCUUACAGUCUAGGGAAGGAUGCAUGUCAGGGCGAUAGUGGUGGACCACUAUUUUCAACUCAUCGUAUAACACAUAACAAAAAAUGGUAUCAAGUGGGUAUUGUAUCGUGGGGAAUUGAUUGUGCGAUGCCAGACUAUCCCGGUAAAUAUUACUAA